AUGGUGGAGGUCCAAGAGUUGGAACCACUUAGUCCAAUUCAAGACGACGAGGACGUUGAUUACGAAGACGAAGAAGACGCUUUGGACCGUUUCAGUGAAGACAUAAGCUACGAUGAUCUCAAGAAACGCAUGUGGAAAGAUCGAAACCUCAUGUCUAAGCUCAAACAGCAAAAAAGAGAUAAUGAUAUUAAUCAUGAUCACCACUCCGUUAUCUCUUCGCCGUCAUCUUCCACGUCAGCACCAUCCUCUUAUUCCGCUAUCGUGCGCCGAGCGGAAGCUUCACGCCGCAAGAAGAUGGCUAGAUCUCAAGACUCGGUGUUGAAGUACAUGAUGAAGAUUAUGGAGGUCUGCAAAGCUCGAGGAUUCGUCUACGGAAUCGUACCGGAGAAAGGUAAACCGGUAACGGGAUCUUCCGACAGUUUAAGACGUUGGUGGAAAGAAAACGUUCAGUUCGACCAGACCGCUCCAAACGCUGUUUCUGACUACUUAACAUUAGCGGCUGCUCAGUUACUUUCAUCAGACGAGUCUCUAGAUCCAAACUCGUAUAUCCACAUGCUCCACGAGCUGCAAGACACGACGUUAGGUUCUUUGUUAUCGGCUUUGAUGCAACAUUGCGUGCCGCCGCAACGGAGGUUUCCGUUGGAAAAAGGUUUGGCUCCGCCGUGGUGGCCGAACGGGACGGAGCUAUGGUGGGGAGAGCAAGGAGCGGCUGCGUUUGAACACGGUCCGCCGCCGUAUAGGAAACCGCACGAUCUUAGAAAAGCUUGGAAAGUUAGCGUUUUGGCGGCUGUGAUCAAACACAUGUCGCCGAAUUUGGAGAGAGUGAGACGGAUCGUGAGGCAGUCCAAGUGUUUGCAAGAUAAGAUGAUGGCUAAAGAGACUGAUACUUGGUCCCGUUUGUUGAAUCAAGAAGAAGCUCUUCUCAAGCGCCUCAAGCUCUCUGACGAUGACGAAGAGGAGAAUCAAGAACCGGCAAGAUUCACUAGUUUUAAUCAAGAAUCGUCGCUAAACGCAAGUUCUUUUGUAGCGCAAGAACAAGAACCGUCAACAUUGAUUAGAAAAGACAAAAGGGUUGAUGAAGAAUCUUCCCUAGGCAACAGUUUUCUUGUAGCGCAAGAUCAAGAACCGUCGUUAAAUGAUUGUUUUCUUGUAGAUCAAGAACAGUUUGGAAACAAGAGAAAAGGUGAGUUUGUGGAGCAAGAAGAGAUGUUAUCAAACGUAUACACGUGUCAAAACACGAGUUGUCCUUCGAGUGAUGUGAGUUUUGGAUUCGUCGACAAGAACCUAAGGACAGGACACGAGAUUGAGUGUCUCUACGGGGCUCAAGAACCGACAAGACAGAGUAGCGGCGGCGGCGGCUCGGACGGGUUUGCGCGGUCGAUGACAACGAGUGACGAUGAUUACAGCGCGAGCUCGAAAGCAGAGGACACUAUGAAUUAUCAUCAUCAUCAAGAUGGAAACUGGCUAGAUUACCUCUGGUGCGAGAGGUUACAUGACUUGAAUUGUUCUGAUCAAGGAUUCGUGGAUCACACAACUAGCUCGGUGGAUUUGAACCAGUUACCAGAUCAUUCUGAUUCGAACCAGACCAUGAACGAGGAACAUUUCUCGUUAUGGGACAUGGGUUGUGAAGACAAAGAUAUCUACAUGUCUCAAGAUUGA
Molecule: messenger RNA, 1659 nt
Organism: Microthlaspi erraticum
Lineage: Eukaryota; Viridiplantae; Streptophyta; Magnoliopsida; Brassicales; Brassicaceae
Source: the annotation of a GenBank genome assembly